Molecule: messenger RNA, 1147 nt
Organism: Leptidea sinapis
Lineage: Eukaryota; Metazoa; Arthropoda; Insecta; Lepidoptera; Pieridae
Exons: 2
Coding region: 115-1107 (330 amino acids)
Molecular function (GO): nucleic acid binding
Source: RefSeq, a predicted model, not a curated record
AUUUUAAGAUUUAUUUACAUUUGUCGUAGUCCCAAUAAUAAAAAUAAAUCCUAUAUAACGAGUAACGAAUUAAAUUCAGCUUAUAACACAAUUAUAUAUAUUUCUCAGCAGGAAAUGUUCCCUGAGGAAUAUAAUCAUCUUAAGCAUAAUCAAAUACUCCCUAAAAAGAAUCGUCUUAUAAGUCUUAGUCCAUUUAUUGAUUCUAAUAACCUUAUUCGCGUCGGUGGACGCCUUCAAAACUCUAACUAUAGUUACGACGUAAAGCAUCCAGUCUUAUUAUGUAGUAAACAUCAUUUAACUAAAAUAUUAUUUCUUAAAUAUCAUAAAUCACUGUUUCAUGCUGGCCCUCAGCUUCUUCUUGCCAAUGUAAGGCUCACAUACUGGCCUCUUGGAGGUAGAAACCUAGCUAAGCAAACUGUACGUAAUUGUGUUCGUUGCACGCGCUUUAAAGCUCAACCUAUUCAAGUCGUCAUGGGCAACUUACCCAGCGAGAGAACACAACUACAAUUUCCCUUUUUGAAUACAGGUUUAGAUUACGCUGGGCCAGUGCUGAUAGCCGACCUGAAGAGCAGAGGAUGUAAAUUAAUUAAAUCUUAUAUUUGCGUCUUUGUAUGUUUUGCAGUUAGAGCCGUGCAUCUAGAGCUAGUCUCAGACCUCACUAAAGAGGCCUUUCUAGCAGCCUUUAAUCGCUUUAUUAGUCGACGUGGUAAGCCUCAGCGGGUAUUCUCCGACAACGGCACUACUUUUGUGGGAGCUUUAAAUGAGCUUUCACGUCUUCUACAAGUUUCAUCCAAUACUAUUUCCAAUGACAUUGCAAACGAAGCAAAAGGCCAAGUGACAUACAGGCUAUCAAGACCUAAAACCAGGUACCAUGGUGGUGGUGAGGGACUCUCCCAUCUUCCUCCUCUUCUGUGGCUCUUGGGCAGAGUCACCAAUGUUCAUCCUGGGUCUGACGGGCGCAGCAGAGUUGCCGACAUUACGACGAGAAAGGGAGUCAUAACACGGGCAUACAACAUGCUUUGCCCUUUGCCGUGCCUUCAUCGGAGACUUCUUGAAGCCUUACUACUUCAACCCGGGGAAUAUGUUCCUGUCGUCUCAUCGGCGUGAGUGGGGGCUUGCGUUCGUGGCGGAGCGGCGCUCGCACCGA